Messenger RNA from Bufo bufo (common toad), 1414 nucleotides. It is a transcript of the gene FEN1, whose product is annotated as flap structure-specific endonuclease 1. NCBI's taxonomy places the organism in Eukaryota, Metazoa, Chordata, Amphibia, Anura, Bufonidae. The transcript is spliced from 2 exons. The record is from RefSeq and is a predicted model, not a curated record. Gene Ontology annotation, cellular component: nucleus. Gene Ontology annotation, molecular function: magnesium ion binding; manganese ion binding; 5'-flap endonuclease activity. Bases 152 to 1300 code for a protein of 382 amino acids.
GCUCGGGUCCACCAAUCAGAGCGCUCGUCACCCCCAAGUGCUGGUGGGCGAGCGUCAGAACGGCGGGAAUUUGAUGUCACAGAGUAACCCGCGAAAACCUGGAGGAGGCCGAUUGACGUUUUACUGACUUUCACUUCUUCACUACUCUGCAAUGGGAAUUCAAGGCCUGGCUAAACUGAUCGCCGACGUGGCUCCCGGAGCCAUAAAAGAGAACGACAUAAAGAGUUACUUUGGACGUAAAGUGGCGGUGGACGCGUCCAUGUGCAUCUACCAGUUUCUUAUAGCCGUGCGGCAGGAUGGUAACAUGCUUCAGAACGAGGACGGUGAAACCACCAGUCACCUAAUGGGUAUGUUCUAUCGCACUAUACGUAUGGUGGAGCACGGCAUCAAGCCCGUUUACGUAUUUGAUGGGAAGCCACCGCAGCUGAAGUCGGGUGAACUGGCGAAGCGGAGUGAAAGGAGGGCAGAAGCCGAGAAACAGCUGGAGGCCGCCCAAGAAGCGGGUGAAGUGGAGAACAUUGAGAAAUUCAAUAAGAGGCUUGUGAAGGUGACAAAGCAACACAACGACGAGUGCAAAAAACUGCUUUCGUUAAUGGGAAUCCCCCACGUAGAUGCGCCUUGUGAGGCCGAGGCCACGUGUGCUGCUUUGGUGAAAGCUGGAAAAGUGUACGCUGCAGCCACUGAAGAUAUGGAUGCCUUGACCUUUGGUACUCCUCUGCUUCUGCGUCACCUCACCACUAGUGAGGCCAAAAAGCUGCCGAUCCAGGAGUUUCAUCUGAACCGGAUUCUCGAGGACGUAGGUAUGACCCAAGACCAGUUUAUUGACCUCUGUAUACUGCUGGGCAGUGACUACUGUGAGACCAUUCGUGGUAUUGGUCCAAAAAGGGCUAUCGAUCUCAUCCGGCAGCAUAAAAGUAUAGAGGAGAUCAUGGAUAACAUUGACCUAAAGAAAUACCCCGUGCCUGAAAAUUGGCUGCACAAAGAGGCUCGCCAGCUCUUCUUAGAGCCUGAGGUGAUUGAUGUAAAUGGUGUGGAGCUGAAGUGGACCGAUCCAGAGGAGGAGGCUCUGGUGGCCUUUAUGUGUGGAGAAAAGCAGUUCAGUGAAGACCGUAUACGCAAUGGAGCCAAGAAGCUGACUAAGAACCGUCAUGGCAGUACACAGGGCCGACUAGAUGACUUCUUUAAGGUGACUGGAUCCAUUAGUUCAACUAAAAGGAAGGAAAAUGACGCUAAAGGAUCUGCCAAGAAAAAGGCAAAAACCGCAAGCACACCAUCUAGGAAGUUUAAGAAGGGCAAGUGAUGAGCGCAUGUGGACUGAUUACAGAGCGGAGUGGGACCGUUUCUUAAGUAGUAAUAUGUGUGUAAAUGCCUUUGUAUGUUCUGUCCGUAAAAAUAAAGAGAAAAAUAUGUUUGA